This is a messenger RNA of Juglans microcarpa x Juglans regia, 1758 nucleotides long. RefSeq names its product fatty acyl-CoA reductase 3-like. The record is from RefSeq and is a predicted model, not a curated record. The transcript is spliced from 10 exons. The coding region runs from base 56 to 1534 and encodes 492 amino acids. Gene Ontology annotation, cellular component: intracellular membrane-bounded organelle. Gene Ontology annotation, biological process: suberin biosynthetic process; long-chain fatty-acyl-CoA metabolic process. Gene Ontology annotation, molecular function: alcohol-forming very long-chain fatty acyl-CoA reductase (NADP+) activity. Lineage: Eukaryota; Viridiplantae; Streptophyta; Magnoliopsida; Fagales; Juglandaceae.
AAUCACCAUUGUCAUCUCUCUCUCUCUCUCUCUCUCUCUGUGAUAUUUCUCCUCCAUGGAGUUAGGAAGUAUAGUACAGCUCCUUGAGAACAAGGCCAUUUUAGUCACUGGUGCAACUGGGUUUCUGGCAAAAAUUUUUGUGGAGAAAGUACUAAGAGUUCAACCAAACGUGAAGAAGCUCUAUCUUCUUCUAAGAGCUGCAGAUGCCAAGUCUGCAACACAACGUUUUCAUAAUGAGAUCUUGGGGAAGGACUUGUUCAUUUUGCUAAAGCAAAAAUGGGGUACAAAUCUGAAUUCCCUUGUAUCAGAGAAAGUAACUGUGGUAGCUGGAGACCUCUGUCGUGAGGAUUUGGGCUUGCAGGACUCCUCCAUUUUGAGGGAGGAGAUGUUGAACCAAAUCGAUUUCAUUGUGAAUUUAGCUGCAACCACCAAUUUUGAUGAAAGAUAUGACGUUGCUUUGGCCCUCAAUGCACUGGGAGCUGAGCAUAUUUUAAGAUUUGCUAAAAAAUGUGUUAGACUAAAGGUGCUUGUCCAUGUAUCCACGGCAUAUGUAUCAGGGGAAAAAGGAGGACUAAUCCUCGAAGACCCUUAUAAAAUGGGUGAAACACUUAAUGGGACCCCGGGAUUAGACAUGGAAGUAGAGAAGAAACUGGUGGAGGAAGAAUUGAACUGCCUUCGAGCUGAGGGAGCUACUGAAGCAGAAAUCACUUUGGCCAUGAAGAAUUUGGGUAUUCAAAGGGCAAGAAUGUACGGAUGGCCAAACACGUACGUAUUUACAAAGGCAAUGGGAGAGAUGCUUCUUGGGCACUUGAAAGAAAAUCUAUCUGUGGUAAUUGUUCGUCCUACCAUCGUAACAAGUACUUUCAAAGAACCUUUUCCUGGUUGGGUUGAGGGUCUCAGGACGAUCGACAGUCUAGCAGUUGGUUAUGGCAAAGGAAAGCUAACAUGCUUCCUCGGAGAUCUUAUGGCAAUUGUUGACUUGAUACCAGCUGACUUGGUGGUGAAUGCCAUGAUAGUAGCGAUGGUGGCUCAUGCGAAUCAACCUUGUGACAUAAUUUACCAAGUUGGAUCUUCAGUAAGAAAUCCGGUAAGAAACAGCAUACUUCAAGAGAUGGGCUUCCGUUACUUCUCCCAAAAACCAUGGAUAGAUAAGAAUGGGAAACCUGUCAAGGUUAGCAAGGCUUUGGUGUUAGGUGAUAUGGAUAGCUUCCACAGAUACAUGGCCAUUCGUUAUUUGCUUCUUUUGAAGGGACUAGAACUGGCGAACAAAGCUCUCUGUCAAUAUUUCCGAGACAAAUAUCUACGUCUUAGACGAAAGAUCAACUUUGUGAUGCGAUUGGUGGAACUGUACAAGCCUUAUUUGUUCUUCAGGGGCGUCUUUGAUGACAUGAACACGGAGAAGCUGCGCAUGGUAGUAAGAGAGAGUAGUGGUGCUGAGGCAGACAUGUUUUACUUCGACCCAAAGUGCAUCGAUUGGGAUGACUACUUUCUGAAUAUCCAUCUUCCUGGUGUCGUAAAACACGUUUUUAAGUGACUUUAUAAUAUAUAGUAUUAAUGGGUUUCCAAAGUUAAAAAAAUACUUGUUUUUCUUUCUGAAAUUCAUGCAUAGUGGUAUUAUUUAAUAAAAGCAGUAUAAUGUUACUGCUUUUAUUAUGUGUGUUGAUCAAUUAUUAAUUAACUUUUGUCAAGUGUGCAUGUCAAUCCUCAUAUAUUAUAUAGUACUGUCUAAAGGAUUAAUUAAUUAAUGUGAUGGAUUUC